AUGUGAACAUCAUGAAGAAGAUGAAUUUUGAUGCAUAUCGUUUCUCAAUCUCAUGGUCACGGAUUUUUCCAAAUGGCACAGGGAAGAUAAAUCGGAAAGGUGUGGCAUAUUACAACCGUUUGAUAAAUUACAUGAUAAAACGAGGCAUUACUCCUUAUGCAAAUUUACAUCAUUAUGAUGUCCCGGAAGCACUUGAGGAGAAGUAUAUGGGCUGGUUAAGUCAAAGAAUCGUGAAGGAUUAUGCAGACUAUGCGGAUUUUUGCUUCAAAACUUUCGGAGACAGAGUUAAACACUGGAUGACAUUUAAUGAGCCAAGAGUGACCGCUGAUCUUGGAUACAAUGAUGGAAGCUUUGCCCCUGCAAGAUGCUCAAAUUGUACUAAUGGUGGUAACUCUGCUACAGAGCCCUACAUUGCUGCCCACACCAUGAUCCUCUCUCAUGCUGCUGCAGUGAAGAGAUACCGUGAAAAAUAUCAGGCUACACAAAAGGGAAGAAUAGGGAUCAUAUUGGAUUUUCUUUGGUAUGAACCUUUAUCCAACUCGGCCAAUGACAAAGCAGCAGCUCAAAGAGGAAUAGACUUCAGUAUCGGAUGGUUUCUUGACCCGAUAAUAUAUGGCGAGUAUCCGAAAACAAUGCAGGAGAUUGUUAAAGAAAGGUUGCCCAAAUUCACACCAAAUGAGGUUAAGAUGGUCAAAGGUUCCAUGGAUUUUGUGGGAAUUAACCAAUACACUACUUAUUAUGCUUAUAAUGAUCCUCAUUUACCAUUGCAAUCCAAACCUACAAACUAUUCUCUUGAUAUGAGAAUUGGAACUGCUUUUGAUCGCAACGGAGUGCCAAUUGGACCCAAGGCAAAUUCCAAGUUGCUUUACAUUGUGCCAUGGGGAAUGUACAAAGCUAUAACAUAUAUCAAAGAACACUAUGGAAACCCUACCAUUAUUCUCGCUGAAAAUGGGAUGGAUGAUCCUGGUAACAUCACUUUGCCUGGUGGAUUGCAUGACACGAAAAGGAUAAACUACUUCAAGAGUUACAUAACUGAGCUCAAGAGGGCAGUGGAUGAUGGAGCGAACGUCAUAGGUUAUUUCGCUUGGUCGUUGCUGGAUAAUUUCGAAUGGACGAAAGGGUACACUUCAAGGUUCGGUUUAGUGUACGUCGAUUUCGAGAACCUCAAGAGGUACCCUAAAAUGUCGGCUUAUUGGUUUAGAGAUAUGCUUGAGAGGAAGAAGAAGAAUUAGU
Messenger RNA from Asparagus officinalis (garden asparagus), 1233 nucleotides. Its product is annotated as beta-glucosidase 1-like. The coding region runs from base 12 to 1232 and encodes 406 amino acids. The transcript has 9 exons. Lineage: Eukaryota; Viridiplantae; Streptophyta; Magnoliopsida; Asparagales; Asparagaceae. Gene Ontology annotation, biological process: carbohydrate metabolic process. Gene Ontology annotation, molecular function: beta-glucosidase activity. The record is from RefSeq and is a predicted model, not a curated record.